Messenger RNA from Histoplasma mississippiense, 345 nucleotides. RefSeq lists its product with no specific name. NCBI's taxonomy places the organism in Eukaryota, Fungi, Ascomycota, Eurotiomycetes, Onygenales, Ajellomycetaceae. The record is from RefSeq and is a predicted model, not a curated record. The transcript has 2 exons. The coding region runs from base 1 to 345 and encodes 114 amino acids.
AUGGUUACGAUCAUACAGCCAUCCCGUCAAAUCCAACGACGCUUCCAAAACCGCCUCGGCGUAUCAGCCUUUACAACUUUUUCGCCUGCCCAAACCCAAACGGAGUCCGGGUCGGAGUCGCCCCAAAAACCCAGCAACCGGGACCCGUCUGAUCUCGACCCAAACUCCACUGAAAGCACAAGCAGUGGUGCCCACGGUAUCCACGCCGAAGUCGCUAGCCAGCAGACUGCUUUCAACCCAUCAAACACUGUCCCAGAGUUCGAGCUCGAGGCGGCGCGCCAGGAACCAGCCGGGGGCAAUAAUAGCGGCGGUAGUGGCGACGCCGAUGCAGGCGUUGACGGCUAA